This is a messenger RNA of Gongylonema pulchrum, 288 nucleotides long. The record is from the annotation of a GenBank genome assembly. NCBI's taxonomy places the organism in Eukaryota, Metazoa, Nematoda, Chromadorea, Rhabditida, Gongylonematidae.
CGAGGUAUUCGUGGUUCAAAUCCCGAUAUCUCAGAUGAUGAAGCAGGGCUCGAUAAAUACGGUUUAGACCAAUACGAUGAGGAAAGUAACGAGCAGAGGCGUGACCCAUUAGUGGGAAUUGCAACGUUUGCAACGCCAAUGGAAGACCCUGACAUAACGAAUCACGUGGAUAGUGAUGAAGAGGAUAAAGAGGAUUUUGAAAUCAAGCCGGAUGAUAAUCUUGUUGCUGUUGCAAAAGUUGUUAAGCGGUUGGAAGCAUGGCUUCUACCGUUGCUCUUUGGGAUCUAG